AUGUCAGAGAAACGGUCGCCUGAUAUCGAUUUGGCUAGUUUGUAUAAAAGGAAAAAAUGGGUAAGCGAGGAUGGUAUUGAAAAAAAUGCCGUAUAUUGCAAUUUAUGCGGUGAUGCAGGUAAAGCUUUUAAAUGCGAAACCAAUUACAACUUAAAACGGCACAUUGUAAUCAAGCAUCCUGAAAAGGCGAACGAGCUAGGAUUGAUCUCGAGUGAAAAUUUCAUUAACGAUUCCAUUCAAAGUGAUAUUAUAAAGAAGAAAACAAAAAUCACUAUCCAAAUUGACCGUAACGAUUAUAUAAAAUCACUUGUACAGUGGGUUACAGUUUGUAACACCCCAUUGAAUUUUUUUGGUAGAAAAUGUGUACACAAUGUUCUCUACCCGAUUGAAAAUGGUUUAAAACUAAAUAAUACUAACCGACAUAGUACAUUGACCUACGUAGAAAUUACUGCUUCGAAGAUCAUAAAAUUCAUUUCAUCCGAAAUGAAAGAAAAAAUGAUCUGCAUAAAGGCCGAUAUUGCUUCUAGAAAGGGCAGAAGCAUUCUGGGGCUCAACGCACAAUUCAUGAAAAACGGAAGAAUUGUUGUUCGUACGCUGGCGAUAUGUGAAACCGUAGAAAGGAACACGGCACAAAAUAUAAUGGAGGAGAUUUUGAAAACCCUUAGUAUAUUUUCCCUGGAGCUCACGCAAAUUUACAGCAUCACCACGGACAAUGGCAAAAACAUGCUAAAGGCUACCGCGCUUACCCGAGAUCGCCAAGAAAUAGAAGACGUAGUGCCGGCCGAAGAGGACGAAAGCGAUGAAGCAUCGGAUACCGAAAUUGAUCCGUUUGAAUCCGCGGAUGAAGUUGAAAUCGACGUUCCCGGCCAAGAAAAUGGUGAUGCAGAUAUAUCGAGUCCGGAGUUGUUUUGGAAAGACGAUUUUAAGCUGCUUGAACCAAGUUACGAUGAUUUGCCUGUCGUUGAAGGAGCGAAACUGGUAGGAGUCAGGUGUGCAGCGCACACAGUUCAACGGAAGAAGGAGGAGAAGAAGAAGGAGUCAUUGUCUAAAUUUCUCAUUAAGACGAGACAACUGGUAAAAACUUUGAGAGCACAACCGUAUGUUAAUUCGUUCAAACUUGAUAAAACAAAAAGGUUACCGUUUUUUGACGGAGAAACCAGAUGGGGAUCGUCAUAUUUGAUGGUAGAUUGUCUUCAUCAACAGCAAGAAACCAUACACAAUUUAUUGGCACAGAAUUUGCAAAAGCUAUAUAAUGCUAACUAUUGGAAACAAGUGGACCAAUUUGUUGCAGCAGCCAAACCACUUUUCGUUUUGACAAAAAGGAUUCAGGAAGAAGCACUAACCUGCGGAACAUUUUAUCUAUACUGGAAAGAGUGCUGUUUAGAAUUACAAGAUCUUAAAGAUACCCUUGCGAAACAGUUAUUGGAAGCCUUGCUGAAACGACAAUCAAUGUGGUUUGAUAAUCCUGCCUUUUACGCUGCCCUGUACGUGGAUCCUCGAUUGAACGAAUUCUACCCGCCUGUCUUGACACUAGAGCAAAAAGAGGAGGCUAUCGCACAUCUAUUAGCAACAUGGAAGGCCAUCCAAGAUAUAAACGGGAAGCAGAGAACAACAGAUCAAUCAGAACCUUCAACUUCCAAAAGCGUACCACUUCAACGUGUCCAAAAACUUUUAUCGGCCUGCAGACAGUCUAAGCCUGCUGACGAUAUGGAGAAAAAACUCAGACGUCUUCCAUUAGAAGAAUCACUGCCAUUAGACUGUGAUGUGAUUGAAUGGUGGGAAAAACAAAAAAGAAAGGAUUUGGAUCUUUCGGUGCUUGCUCUUACAGUUCUACAGUUGCCGUGCACUCAGGUUUCCGUAGAGCGAUCCUUCAACGGGUUGGGUCAAAUUUUAUCUAAAUUCAGGACAACACUAAGAACAACGCCGUUACAGCAAAUACUAUUUCUAAAAGCCAAUAAUGAUAUCGUUGACCAUACGCAAUUCAAUUUUAAUUGA
This is a messenger RNA of Sabethes cyaneus, 1995 nucleotides long. RefSeq lists its product as uncharacterized. Lineage: Eukaryota; Metazoa; Arthropoda; Insecta; Diptera; Culicidae. Gene Ontology annotation, molecular function: protein dimerization activity. The record is from RefSeq and is a predicted model, not a curated record.